Molecule: messenger RNA, 1797 nt
Organism: Solanum lycopersicum (tomato)
Lineage: Eukaryota; Viridiplantae; Streptophyta; Magnoliopsida; Solanales; Solanaceae
Source: RefSeq, a predicted model, not a curated record
AUGGUAGAGGAUCAUUUGAUUUGCCACGGAUUUGUUCAUGCAUACACCAAAUGGGUUUUUCAUGGUGAAGGAUUUUUCUCAAGAAAUACGCCACAUCCAACCGAUGAAGAAGAAACUUCUAACAGGCAUGAUGACAUUGAUAGAUUACUUCAUGAUACUUUUAGAAAUAUUGUAGAUGAUCAGAGAGAUGAAGGAGUGAAGGAGGGGCCACAUGAAUAUGCAAAGAGAUUUUUUAAAUUAGUGGAGGAAGGGAAAGAAGAGUUGUAUCCAAGGUAUUUGUUGGACUUGAUAAGAGAGGCAUUUCCAUUAGCUCAGAUACCCGACUCGUUUUACAAGGCAAAAAAGGUCAUAAAAGAUUUGGAUCUUCAUUAUGAGAAAAUACAUGCUUGCACUAAUGAUUGCAUAUUAUUUUGGAAUGACAAUGCAAAGUUAGAUAAUUGCUCUGUGUGUGGAGCUUCAAGAUGGAAGAAUGUUUGGAAUGAAUUAAAUAAUAAGGUUACGAAAAUCCCAGUGAAGGUUUUAAGACAUCCUGAAGAUGGUGAAGCUUGGAAGGAUUUUUAUUCAUUGCAUCCUAACUUUGCUAAUGAUGCUCGUAAUGUUAGAUUGGGUCUUUCAAGUGAUGGUUUCAAUCCAUUCAGAACUAUGAGCAUUUCCCAUAGCACAUGUCCAGUUAUGUUUAUGAACUAUAAUUUAUCUCCAUGGACUUGCAUGAAGUCGGAGAAUAUUAUGUUAUCAAUGAUUAUUCCAGGUCCAUCGUCUCCGGGAAAUGAUAUAGAUGUAUACUUGCAACCACUGAUUGCGGAGUUGAAGGAACUAUGGGAAGUGGGAGUUGAAACAUAUGAUGUUGUAACUAAUCAAACAUUUCUAAUGCAUGCAGCUUUAUUGUGGACAAUUAGUGAUUUUCCAGCUCUAGCAAUGCUUUCUGGAUGGAGCACCAAGGGGAGAUGGGCAUGCCCCACUUGUAACCAUCAUACUUGUUACCAAUAUCUCAAACAUAGUCGCAAGAUGUGUUACUUGGGUCAUCGUACGUUUUUACCUCCUGAUCAUCCAUUCAGAAGAGAUAAAAUAUCAUUUAAUGGUAAAGAGGAGCAUAAAGUUGCACCUACUCCAUUAUCAGGUGCACAAAUUCUUGAAGAGCUUCGAAAAUUCAAUAAUGUAUUUGGAAAGAACAAAAAGAAAAGAAAACGAAAGAAUUAUGGUCCAUGGAAGAAAAAAUCCAUAUUUUUUGAGUUGCCGUAUUGGGCAACAAACAAAUUGAGGCACAAUCUUGAUGUGAUGCACAUAGAGAAGAAUAUUUGUGACAGUGUGCUUGGGACUUUAUUGGAUAUACUUGGAAAGUCCAAAGAUCAUAUAAAUUCUCGCUAUGACUUGUAUGAAAUGGGGAUAUGUAAAGAGCUCCAACCUCUAAAAGAUUGUGAUACAGGAAAUAUCCAUCUAGCUAAAGCUUGUUUCUCUAUGACACCAGAUGAGAAAAAGUUAUUUUGCACCGUCUUAAAAGAUGCCAAAUUACCAAAAUGGUGUGCUUCUAAUAUAUCAAGUCGUGUGCAAAUUGAAGAGAUGAAAGUAUCAGGAUACAAAAGUCACGAUGCUCAUUUCAUAAUGCAAUACUUGCUCCAGGUUGCAGUCAGAAAAGUGUUACCCAAGAAUGUAGCUAUGGUCUUGAUUAGAUUGGGGAAUUAUUUUACAGCCAUAUGUAGCAAGGUUAUAAGAAGAAGCGAUCUUGAUAAGAUGAAAGCAGAAAUCAUAGAUAUUGAAUAUGAGCUUGAAAGAUUUUUCCUCCAUCUUUUUUUAAUAUAA